AAUUUGAAUACAUUAGAUCACUAUCUGGAUGACUUUAUCUUUGCAGGUAAUAGCUCUUCUCAACAUUGCCAACAAUUAAUGUCCUCUUUCCAAUGUAUUUGUCAGGAGCUUGGGGUUCCAAUUGCGAAUGAAAAAACUGUUGGCCCGGUAACAACUCUAACAUUUUUGGGUCUGGAAAUAGAUACCAUAAAUAGAAUUGUUCGUAUACCGGCAAAUAAAAUAGUUGCAUUGGUUUCUUUGCUUCAGAAACUCAUAACACUAAAAAAGGUGACAUUAAAAGACCUUCAGUCAUUGGUCGGGGCUUUGAGUUUUUUCUGUAAAGCGAUCAGGGCAGGCAGGGCAUUUAUUAGGCGGUUCUAUGAUGCGAUGAUUGGAGUUAAGCAGUCACACCAUUUUAUUCGGAUAAAUGCCUCCCUUAGAGCUGAUUUGUUGAUGUGGUUAACAUUUCUUAGGAAUUUUAACGGGCAGACAUAUUUUACAGAAAGUACCUGGACAGGGAAUUCAGUUUUAAAUCUAUUCACUGAUAGUACAGGAUCUGUCGAGUUAGGUUGUGGUGCUUAUUUUAACGGGCAGUGGGUAUACUUUCAAUGGCCAAGUCACUGGCGUGGAUCCAAGAUAAUGAAGGACAUAACAUUCCUAGAACUGGUGCCAGUGGUACUUUCAAUGGCGAUAUGGGGCGAAAGGUUGGCAAACUGUAAGAUCCUCUUCCAUGUUGACAAUAUGGCACUGGUUUCCAUUCUUAACAAACAAACAUCAAAGGAUAAGCAUGUUAUGAACCUUAUCAGACCUUUUGUUUAUUAUGCAAUGCGAAACAAUAUUAUUUUUCGUGCGGUACAUGUAGCUGGCUCAUACAAUUGUAUAGCGGAUGCUAUUUCUCGUAAGCAGUGGCAACGAUUCCGGCUGUUAGCACCCAAUGCACAUCAUCAGCCACAGAGCAUCCCAGACCACUUCUGGGAGUCGAUCUACAAUCUGAAGUUGACAGACUGCUGAGAGCCUCGGUAUCAACAAAUACUCAUAAAGCCCAUGACACAGGAUUCAAGGGUAUGGUGUGUGGGGUCCUCAAUAAUAAAAAGGGCAGCGAUUCAAGCACGAAACAGACCUGGCGGUUGGCAGCUGGGGCUGGGGCGAGUCGGAAUUUCCAUCUGGUGGCAGGGCUAUGGCGGUUUACAAUUGGGAGCCUUGAAAAACAAAGUUUUGUUACUCUCAAGACAUGAGCCCGCACCAAAAUAUUUGGUUAUCCACUGUGGAGGAAAUGACCUGGGGAACAUUCAAAUCGCAUCAUUACGUGAGUUGAUAAAAUCUACCUUGCAAUUUCUUGCCCAGUUGUUGCCAAAUACACGAAUUAUCUGGUCCCAGAUUCUACCCAGGCUGAAGUGGCGCUAUUCACAGAAUAAUAAGGCCAUGGAGAGAGCUCGGGUGCGCAUAAAUAGUGCGGCAGGUAAAGAGGCCAUUCGGCUUGGGGGUGGAUACAUAUUGUAUCCUGAUAUUGCCCUUAAAUCGCCUUCGUUGUUCCUACCUGAUGGAGUGCAUUUAAGUAGUACAGGGACAGCCAUUUUCUUGAACACCUUGCAAGGGGCCCUAGAGAGCUUCAAAUCUGGAUGUAUUAUGGCAUACCCAUAUUAGACAGUUGUCAUGCUUUGGACUGAAUUUGUUGGGGUCACGGCUAUGUGAUAUAACUUUAAGCUUUCCUUCCCCCUCAUUAUUGUUGUGGCGGUGGUCACUAUCGCCAGAAAUAGAUUCUUGGAUAUUGACCAUAUGGCGAUUACAGGUUGCUUAAAGUAACAGUAUAGGCAAUGUACAUAUGUAUAUAUUUGGGGGGGGAAUUAUUAUUAACAGUUAAAAACCUUUUGGCCUCUGUCGUCCCAGGGUCAAGGGGAAAUAACUGAUGAGUAGUAAAUAUUAACAGUUAAAACACUUUUGGCCUCUGUUUCCCAGGGUCAAAGGGAAAUAACUGCUAGAAAUUAUUAAUACGGUAUUUGAUUGUUGGGGAUCGCCAUAAUGGUGUUGUCGGCAGCCCAGUUGUGUUGUAUUAUGUUGUCGCUAUUGGGGCUCGCCAUAAAUGGUGUUGUCGGCAGCCCAAUAAAAUAUUAUGUAAUUCAGCCGUAACCCAAAAUAUUUGCCACAUUUACAUUAACCAUCAUUUAUAUUAGACCUAGUAAAUCCAUAUAUAUAUACCUGUUUAGAAAAUAAAUUAUGUAUUGAGAUCAUGUUGUUGUCUUGAAACUUAUCUUUGAUAAUACCAUCUAUUAAUUACAGAAUAGAUGAAUUUAUCUAAGGAAGGGAAAUCGUAUUCGGUAAUGUUACGGCAAGCUUAGAAUCCGUUUCAAACACUGGCUUGUUCGCAGCGGUCAGAGUAACAACGAGCAUAAUAUCCGGUUUAUUGCCGCCCUUUUUCAUUCCUUUGUCUGAAACCAACCAUAUCAGUUUGAAAAAAAAUUGGCACAAAAAUAGUAAAUAAACCCAUCCCUCCCACCCAUUGUUGAGAAUGUGUUAAGAUAGAAAGAUACUGCUGUUGUGUGUUUUCUUUUGCAGUGAUGCUGUUGCAGAGCUUGGAUCUGUGCCAGAUUGUGAAGCUGCAAGAAGUCUGGACAUAUAGUAACAUGCAGCAGCCUAACACUGUGUUUUGUGUUCACCAUGUUUUGUGUUGUGGUCUAUCGCUUUUCCGGAGGUUUUUACACAAUGUUCAAAGUAAAACUUUAGUGUUUUUCCCUGGUUUUUAGUGCGAGACCUUCAUGGAUAUUUCUCAAUUUAGUGUGUUGCUGGACUUGUUCGUAGAGCAAAGUGACAAUCAUAUUCAAUCAGUGAUAUUCCUGAAACAGUCACAAAUUUGUAGAAUGUGAUUACAUAUCAUAUUUUCUGUUUAGUUAUUAAUGACUAUCGGAGACAUCAUUAGAAGCUAUCUUGGAACUUUUGAAAUAUUUAUAUAGGAUUAUAAAUAAUAGAUUUGA
This is a messenger RNA of Gigantopelta aegis, 2948 nucleotides long. RefSeq lists its product as uncharacterized. The coding region runs from base 79 to 990 and encodes 303 amino acids. NCBI's taxonomy places the organism in Eukaryota, Metazoa, Mollusca, Gastropoda, Neomphalida, Peltospiridae. The record is from RefSeq and is a predicted model, not a curated record. The transcript has 2 exons.